Molecule: messenger RNA, 333 nt
Organism: Fusarium graminearum PH-1
Lineage: Eukaryota; Fungi; Ascomycota; Sordariomycetes; Hypocreales; Nectriaceae
Exons: 2
Coding region: 1-333 (110 amino acids)
Source: RefSeq, a predicted model, not a curated record
AUGCUUGAGAGUGGCCGGAAUCGGGCUGUUGGGCAUGAAGCUUUGUUAUUUGUUAACCCAUCACAUAACAUGACUAGUAAGGGCGAUAUGAAGGAUCUGAAGAUAAGCUUGAGUGCGCAGAAGAAGGAUUUAUCUGUGAAGAGAAAAGGUAUUACGUUACAAUACCUUUGCAAGAAGUUUAGAAACAGUGUCAGUGCCAUGACUUGGGGGUUCGACCGAGGACUCUGCUACUAUCAUCUCGGUACUGAUAGCGAGUGGUUGACUCCCGGUAUUGAAGAUCCCAUCAAGGUCUCCAGCUAUAACAAGUCUAUUGCUUGCACUGUAUAUUAUUAG